CGGGUGUACAGUGCGGACCGACAGAAAAGUGUGAUGUGUGUCGAAUAAAAGUGACGAAAUUUAAGUGAUGUGCACAAACAUUAUGAUAGAGGAUUAAUUUUUGUUUCAAAUAAGAUAAAAGGCUUUCAUGAGUGGCCAUUAUGGUUAUAGUGACUCGGGGUGACUACAUCUGGAUCGAACCGACGCCCGGCAAUGAGUUCGACGUGGCGAUCGGCGCCAGGGUGGUGUCAGCAGAAGGUCGCAGAAUCGCGGUGCGCGAUGACGACGGCCAGGAGCACUGGCUGCCGCCGGAGCGUCGCAUCAAAGCGAUGCACGCCACCUCGAUCCACGGCGUCGAGGACAUGAUCGGCCUGGGCGACCUGCACGAGGCCGGUAUUCUCAGGAAUCUCCUUAUCAGAUACAACGAGAACCUGAUAUAUACCUAUACAGGAUCCAUCUUGGUGGCAGUAAACCCGUACCAAAUCCUUCCAAUUUAUACUGCCGAACAAAUAAAACUGUACAAAGAAAGGAAAAUUGGCGAGCUACCUCCACACAUAUUCGCCAUUGGAGACAAUACUUACGGCAACAUGAGAAGAUAUGGACAGGAUCAAUGUAUAGUCAUAUCAGGAGAGUCAGGCGCAGGAAAGACUGAGAGUACAAAAUUAAUCCUGCAAUACCUGGCGGCGAUUAGUGGCAAGCACUCUUGGAUAGAACAGCAAAUAUUGGAAGCAAAUCCGAUUUUGGAGGCGUUUGGAAAUGCCAAAACAGUGAGGAACGAUAACAGCUCCCGUUUCGGCAAAUACAUCGACAUUCAUUUCAAUUCGAGCGGCGUUAUAGAGGGUGCCAAAAUCGAACAGUAUUUAUUAGAAAAAAGCAGGAUAGUCUCGCAAAAUCCCGAUGAAAGGAAUUAUCACGUUUUCUAUUGUUUAUUGGCUGGGUUAGGAAAGGACGACAAGAAGAAGUUGGAGCUGGGUGAUGCCAGUCAAUACAGAUAUCUCACAGGGGGAGGAAGUAUAACAUGCGAGGGUAGAGACGACGCAGCAGAAUUUGCUGACAUUCGCAGUGCCAUGAAAGUGCUUUUGUUUUCCGAUCAAGAGAUCUGGGACAUAAUGAAGCUCCUUGCCGCUCUUUUGCACAUCGGCAACAUUAAAUACAAAGCCACUGUGGUGGACAACUUGGACGCCACGGAAAUACCGGAUCCUACAAACGUUCACAGGGUGGCCAACCUGCUGGGAGUACCACCACAGCCGCUUAUAAAUGCUCUUACUAGGAAAACCCUUUUUGCUCAUGGCGAAACAGUAGUUUCUACUUUGUCAAGGGAGCAGAGCGUGGAUGUGAGGGAUGCUUUCGUUAAAGGAAUAUAUGGAAGGUUAUUUGUUUUAAUAGUUAAGAAGAUAAAUGCGGCCAUCUAUAGACCCAAAGAACGACAGAGAAGCUCUAUUGGUGUUCUGGAUAUAUUUGGUUUUGAAAACUUUAACCAUAACAGCUUCGAGCAGUUUUGUAUUAACUUCGCUAACGAGAAUUUGCAGCAAUUUUUUGUGAGGCAUAUUUUUAAAUUGGAACAGGAGGAGUAUAACGUUGAGGGCAUUAAUUGGCAACACAUUGAAUUCGUUGAUAACCAAGACGCAUUGGAUUUGAUCGCCAUUAAACAAUUAAACAUAAUGGCCUUGAUAGAUGAGGAAAGUAAAUUCCCAAAGGGCACGGAUCAGACAAUGUUAGCAAAAAUACAUAAAACUCACGGAAGUCAUAGAAAUUACUUAAAACCGAAAUCGGACAUAAACACUAGCUUUGGUUUAAAUCACUUUGCUGGUGUAGUUUUCUAUGAUACCAGGGGAUUCCUGGAAAAAAAUCGCGAUACAUUUAGCGCCGAUUUAUUGCAAUUGGUUACAAUAAGCACAAAUAAAUUCCUGCAACAAAUAUUCGCGGAAGAUAUAGGCAUGGGAUCUGAAACACGCAAAAGAGCGCCAACGUUGUCUACCCAAUUCAAAAAGAGCUUGGACUCUCUUAUGAGAACCCUAUCGAAUUGUCAACCGUUCUUCAUUCGUUGCAUUAAACCGAACGAAUAUAAAAAGCCGACGCUAUUUGAUAGAAAUUUGUGCUGCAGACAACUGAGAUACUCAGGGAUGAUGGAAACUAUUAGAAUACGUAGAGCAGGGUACCCUAUCCGACACACUUUCGCUGAGUUCGUGGAAAGAUAUCGAUUCCUGAUCCACGGAGUUCCGCCUGCUCACAAAACCGACUGCCGAGCAGCCACGUCCAAAAUAUGUUCCGUAGUUUUAGGUAGAUCUGAUUAUCAGCUAGGCCAUACUAAAGUGUUCCUUAAAGAUGCGCACGAUUUGUUCCUGGAGCAGGAGAGGGACCGCGUGCUUACUAAGAAAAUACUCAUUUUGCAAAGAUCAAUCAGAGGAUGGGUAUAUCGAAGACGUUUUCUCCGGUUGAAGGCUGCAACGAUGAUAGUACAAAAGUACUGGAAAGGUUACAUUCAAAGGCAAAAGUAUAAGAGAAUGCGUGUGGGCUACAUGAGACUGCAGGCUCUUAUACGCGCCAGGGUGCUUUCUCAUCGAUUUAGACAUUUAAGAGGGCACAUCGUGGGGCUACAAGCCCAUGCCAGAGGUUAUUUGGUGAGAAGAGAGUACGGGCACAAAAUGUGGGCUAUUAUUAAGAUACAAUCUCACGUAAGACGCAUGAUAGCACAGAGAAGAUACAAGAAAAAUAAGGUAGAACAUAGAAAACAUUUGGAAGCGCUUAAAUUGAGAAAAAAGGAAGAGAGGGAGCUUAAAGAUGCCGGGAAUAAGAGAGCGAAAGAAAUUGCAGAGCAGAACUACAGAGAUAGAAUGUAUGAAUUGGAACGAAAGGAAAUGGAGAUAGAAAUUGAAGAAAGAAGGCGAGUGGAAAUUAAGAAAAAUAUUAUUAACGAUGCUGCUAGAAAAGCUGAAGAACCAGUUGAUGAUUCUAAGCUUGUUGAAGCAAUGUUUGAUUUUCUUCCAGAUAGUUCAAGUGAAGCACCUAUGCCAGGUCGUGAAACAUCAGUUUUCAACGAUUUACCCACACAAACAUCCGAUUCAGAAAUAAUAAGUCCAAUGCACACUGUAUCCGAAGAUGAGGAAGAUUUGAGCGAAUUUAAGUUCCAGAAAUUUGCAGCAACGUAUUUUCAGGGAAAUGUCGGUCAUCAGUACUCCAGAAAAGCUCUAAAACACCCUUUACUUCCACUGCAAACCCAAGGAGAUCAGUUGGCUGCUCAAGCUUUAUGGGUAACAAUUUUAAGAUUUACUGGAGAUCUACCGGAACCUAGAUACCACACUAUGGACAGGGAUAACACAUCGGUAAUGUCCAAAGUAACAGCAACGUUAGGAAGAAAUUUCAUUAGAAGUAAAGAGUUCCAAGAAGCUCAACUGAUGGGUUUGGAUCCUGAAUCAUUCUUAAAACAGAAACCUAGAUCCAUAAGAAACAAAUUAGUCUCUUUAACACUAAAAAGAAAAAAUAAACUUGGCGAAGACGUACGUAGAAAAUUACAGGACGAAGAAUACACUGCCGAUAGCUAUCAGUCGUGGUUGGAAUCAAGACCCACCUCGAAUUUGGAAAAACUUCAUUUCAUCAUCGGUCAUGGAAUUUUGAGAGCGGAGCUUAGAGACGAAAUUUAUUGUCAAAUAUGCAAACAGCUAAGCAACAAUCCAUCCAAGUCAUCACACGCAAGAGGGUGGAUACUAUUGUCACUCUGCGUUGGUUGUUUCGCACCAUCUGAAAGAUUCGUAAGCUACUUGAGGGCAUUUAUAAGAGAAGGACCACCAGGAUACGCACCAUACUGCGAAGAUCGCCUAAAAAGAACGUUCAACAACGGCACGAGAAACCAGCCUCCCAGCUGGCUGGAACUGCAAGCAACCAAGUCUAAGAAGCCUAUAAUGUUACCGAUAACAUUCAUGGACGGUAACACUAAAACAUUGCUGGCGGACUCGGCUACCACCGCUAGGGAACUGUGCAAUCAACUGUCGGAUAAGAUUGGAUUAAAAGAUCAAUUCGGAUUUUCACUUUAUAUAGCGUUGUUCGAUAAGGUUUCGUCUUUAGGAAGCGGAGGCGAUCACGUGAUGGAUGCGAUAUCUCAGUGCGAGCAGUACGCUAAAGAACAAGGCGCACAGGAGAGAAACGCUCCGUGGAGACUGUUCUUCAGAAAGGAAAUAUUUGCUCCGUGGCAUGAACCCACUGAAGACCAAGUGGCAACCAACCUUAUCUAUCAACAAGUGGUCAGAGGCGUAAAAUUUGGAGAGUAUAGAUGUGACAAGGAAGAAGAUCUAGCGAUGAUAGCAGCGCAACAAUACUUUAUCGAAUAUAAUUCGGAUAUGAACGUGGAGAGGCUUUUAACUUUACUUCCAAAUUAUAUUCCGGAUUAUUGUCUAACGGGCGUGGAUAAGGCGGUUGAUCGCUGGGCAGCGUUGGUCGUGCAAGCAUUUAAAAAGAGUUAUUAUGUCAAAGAGAAAAUAUCGACCCUUAGAGUUAAAGAGGACGUUGUUAGUUACGCUAAAUUUAAAUGGCCGCUACUAUUUUCUAGAUUCUACGAAGCUUAUAGAAACUCAGGACCGAAUCUGCCCAAGAACGAUGUUAUCAUUGCUGUAAACUGGACUGGAGUUUACGUAGUCGACGAUCAAGAGCAAGUUUUAUUGGAAUUAUCUUUCCCUGAAAUAACCACGGUCUCCAGUCAAAAGACAAAUAAAGUUUUUACGCAGACGUUUAGUUUGAGUACGGUACGUGGUGAAGAAUUCACUUUCCAAAGUCCAAACGCAGAAGACAUAAGAGACCUUGUGGUUUACUUCUUGGAAGGACUCAAAAAGAGGUCAAAGUUUGUUAUAGCUUUACAAGACUAUAAAGCUCCUGGGGAGGGCUCUAGUUUCCUGACGUUCCUAAAAGGAGAUCUGAUUAUUUUAGAGGAGGACAGUACGGGUGAGACAGUUUUAAAUUCGGGAUGGUGCGUUGGAAGAUGUGAGAGAACCACGGAAAAGGGGGACUUUCCUGCCGAGACGGUUUAUGUCUUGCCCUGUAUGUCUAAACCACCGGCCGAUAUAUUACAGCUAUUUUCCGUUGAAGGUGCCGAACAUGGACGACGCCUGAGUCAACAAUACUCUGUGAACGGAACCGAAUCCAGGGAUCGUCCGUACACCCUGGCGGAAUACUCAAUCGAUCACUUUCGUCCGCCGUUAAAACGCACCAUGUCAAAAGCCUUGACGCUAUCUGGAGGACGCCGAGGAGGCGACGAUCUAUGGAGGCACUCCCGCGAUCCCAUUAAGCAGCCCUUGCUUAAGAAGCUACUGGCCAAGGAGGAACUCGCUGAAGAGGCUUGUUUCGCUUUUAGCGCUAUUUUAAAAUACAUGGGAGAUUUGCCUUCGAAGAGGCCAAGGUUAGGGAACGAGUAUACUGACCAUAUAUUCGACGGUCCCUUAAAACAUGAGAUUCUAAGAGACGAAAUUUAUUGUCAAAUCAUGAAGCAAUUGACGGAUAACCGCAACAGAUUAUCGGAAGAACGUGGCUGGGAGUUGAUGUGGUUAGCAACUGGGUUAUUUACGUGUUCGCAGAGUCUCUUAAAAGAACUUACCACCUUCUUGCGAAGCAGGAGGCAUCCAAUAUCGCAGGAUUCUCUGCAAAGGCUGCAAAAAACUCUACGAAAUGGGCAGAGAAAAUAUCCACCUCACCAAGUGGAAGUAGAGGCUAUACAACACAAGACAACGCAGAUUUUCCACAAGGUGUAUUUUCCAGAUGACACAGAUGAGGCCUUUGAAGUUGAUUCCAGCACCAGAGCGAAAGAUUUUUGCCAGAACAUUAGUCAAAGACUGAGCCUAAGGUCUAGUGAAGGCUUCAGCCUAUUUGUUAAGAUUGCGGAUAAAGUAAUUUCUGUGCCAGAAGGAGAUUUCUUUUUUGAUUUUGUAAGGCAUCUGACAGACUGGAUAAGAAAAGCACGACCAACUAGAGAAGGGAUCACUCCCCAGUUUUCUUAUCAAGUAUUUUUCAUGAAGAAGCUCUGGACGAACACCGUGCCAGGCAAGGAUAAAAAUGCUGAUUUAAUCUUCCAUUUCCAUCAAGAACUUCCCAAAUUAAUCAGAGGCUACCACAAAUGCACGAAAGAGGAAGCUUCCAAAUUAGCUGCUCUAGUCUACCGUGUGAGAUUCGGCGAGAGCAAACAAGAACUCCAAGCAAUACCUCAAAUGCUUCGAGAACUUAUCCCAGCAGACCUGGUCAAAAUCCAGAGCGCGAACGAUUGGAAACGUGGAAUCGUGGCUGCCUACAAUCAAGACGCCGGAAUGAGUCCGGAGGACGCUAAGAUCACCUUUUUGAAAGUGGUAUACCGCUGGCCUACGUUCGGUUCGGCUUUCUUCGAGGUAAAGCAAACGACGGACCCGAACUAUCCCGAAAUGCUUCUAAUCGCAAUUAACAAACACGGCGUUAGCUUGAUACAUCCUCAAUCAAAGGAAAUUUUAGUCACUCAUCCCUUUACCAGAAUAUCAAACUGGUCUUCAGGCAAUACAUAUUUCCAUAUGACAAUUGGAAACCUGGUGAGAGGUUCAAAGCUUCUGUGUGAAACCUCUCUAGGCUACAAAAUGGACGACCUACUCACCUCCUACAUUUCGCUGAUGUUAACAAACAUGAAUAAGCAAAGAAGUAUAAGGAUUAAAUAAAGUUAAACUUUUAAUGUAUAAAUCAUGUUUUACUAUUGAUAUUUUAUUAGAGUUGUUGAAUCUGAAUAUUGCCCGUGCUUCCAAUUUUAUAGAAAAUGUUAAAUAUUAUAUUCUACAAAUUUAUGGAUCUAAAGUAAUGAAUAUCAUUUAAAUAAUAUUUUUACAUGUAUUAAGGUAUGAGUAUAUUUAUAGGUACUAUUUAUAUUUUUGUGUAAAUAAUUUACAUCACAU
Messenger RNA from Brassicogethes aeneus, 6869 nucleotides. The record is from the annotation of a GenBank genome assembly. Lineage: Eukaryota; Metazoa; Arthropoda; Insecta; Coleoptera; Nitidulidae.